CUUUUCUCUAUACCAUGUUGAGAGUUCUUACCUGUCUCUCAUAUGGAUUCCUUUGGGUGUUAGUGACUGAGCGUGAGUGCGCGUAUACUGGUGUCUGUGUGACUGCACACUUGUUUGUGGGAGGGGUGUUUUGUAUACAUACAAUAUGUGUGCCUUGAAGUGCAGAAACUGAGUGGCCGGAAAACACAUGCUAGUAUAUCAGCUGAUACAUUUCCUGCUUGCCUGUUUGUCCGGAAUUUAGAUUUCCAUUGCUCUCUGGCACAGUGAAGACAAACGAAGUGGGUCUGUUCAUAUGACAAAGUGUUAAAGUUCGGGACACGUUAUAUGACAGAGGGUUAAAGUUCAGGACACGUUAUAUGACAGAGGGUUAAAGUUCAGGACAUGUUAUAUGACAGAGGGCUAAAGUUCAGGAUGUAAACAUUGUUGUCAGUGUAUGGUGACGCCAUGGUGGAUUUAUACAAUAUGAGCUCUGAGAGCCACUUUAUAUAUUUAUGAUAGAGCAUUUGAGAAACACCAUUCUUUGUGGAAAAUAGCUUUAUACUAUUCACAGUUGGUUUCCAUAGAAUGUGCCAUGCAAAAAAAUACAUUAGGAGAAGCCACUUAUAGAUUAGAGCACAGGUGGCCAACCAUUCUGGAGAGCUUGGUUAUGUAGGCUUUUGCUCUAGCCUUGAUUCAGCUAAUCAAUGUCCUGCUGAGCAGCUGAUGAGUAGAAUAAUUUAUGAUAGAUUGGGAUUAGAUUGAGGGGAAGUGAGAAUAACAUGGAGAAAGACAAAGAUGGACAGAGAAAACAGAGUGUGACAGAGAUAGAGACAGAAACCUGAAGAUGAUUCCCCUGCUCUUACAAUGACCCAGUGACACAAAAAACAGUGAUAUGAUAUCCGAGUCAAAUUUUUCAACUGUGGAUAAGUAACAUACAAUGAAUAGAAGCUAUGAGGUCAGGCCUUAGUUUCCUGCAUAGAAUAGUUUUGCAAUGGUUGUUACCUAAAUGUAACUUUAAUUGAAUUCAUUUUUUUUUUUACCUUUAUUUAACUAGACAAGUAAGUUAAGAACAAAUUCUUAUUUUCAAAGACUCGCCUAGGAACAGUGGGUUAACUGCCUGUUCAGGUGUAGAAUGACAGAUGUGUACCUUGUCAUCUCGAACUUGCAACCUUUUGGGUACUAGUCCAACAUUCUAACCACUAGGCUACCCUGCCGCCCCAAAUGGAUUCAUGUAAACAUUACAGUUUUGAAAACAAAGUUUCUCCAAAAAAAGCUGUCUCCUGGCACAAUUUACCACAGGUAUGGGGUAAGUUGAGUUGUGUGUAACGAUCUCCUUCAUCUGAGGAACAGGAAAGAUCGGACCAAAACGCAGCGUGAAACACCGGUGGCUCAACUUACCCCUUUGGCUCAACUUACCGCACUCUCCUCUACCCAUUGUUUCAAAUAACACCGCUGACCCUCACUAGCUUGCGAAAACUGUAAAGAUGGAGCCAGUCUCUCUCCCACCGCAGUCCCGUGUCGCCCUCUGCGGCGGCACCCAUGGCAACGAGAUGUCGGGCGUGUAUCUGGUGAGGGAGCUGCAGAAGUUGGAGAAGGUAGGGUCGGCGACCUUGACCACAGUCAUAUCCAACCCGCAUGCCGUCCAAAUGUGCAAACGCUACACCGACAUGGACCUCAACCGUUGUUUCACCGACGCCAUACUCAGUUCACCUGUGACAGACGCCACUCCGUACGAGGUGAGGCGAGCCCAGGAGCUGAACACUCUACUGGGGCCCAAGGGCAGCGCGGGGGCCAUGGACCUGGUGUGUGAUCUCCACAACACCACAGCCAACAUGGGCCUCAGUCUCAUCUCCUACUCUGCCCAAGACUGGGUCAUCCUGCACAUCUAUAGACACAUCCAGAGGAAGAUCACCUCAGCGCCAGUGAGGUUUAUCCUGCUGGAUCUACCACUAGCUGACGCCUACUCCCAGGACUCUCUGGGCAAGCAUGGCUUCUCGAUAGAGGUGGGACCUCAACCCCAUGGUGUGGUCAGAGCCGACAUCUUCAACAUCAUGAAGGAGGCAGUCGACCAGACACUAGAUUGGGUCCAGUGCUUCAACUCAGGAAGUGCCUUUGAAGGUGGCGAGGUGGACGAUGUGUACACCUUCGUGAAGAGUAUAGACUACCCAAGAGACCCAGAGACCAAUCAAAUCACUGCUGCCAUACAUCCCCAACUACAGGACCGUGACUUCUGCCUCCUCCAUCCGGGAGAUCCCAUGUUCCUGAUGUUUUCCGGGGAGAUAGUGAAGUACGAAGGGGUAGAAGUCCUCCAUCCCUACUUUGUGAACGAGUGUGCGUACUAUGAGAAAAGCAUUGCAUUCCACCUGGCACGAAAGAUGACACUCACUAUCCCCCCCUUGCGAGUGAAGAGAGAUUGAUGGGGAGGAAAAGAGAGACCAUUUGAAGAGCGGGAGAAUUAAAGGAAAAACACGCACAGAGCCUUAUUAAGAAGCACUUACUAGUCUAACCUCAUUUUCAAUUGAUUUUUAAUUACAUUGUUUUUAGUCAUCACCAAAUAUCCUCAGGAAUACUGUAUGUGAAAGGAUGCACGGUUUAAUGCAAUAAUCUAGUAUUUCAAUUAAACAUGUACAUUUUCUGUUUAAU
Messenger RNA from Oncorhynchus kisutch (coho salmon), 2622 nucleotides. Its product is annotated as N-acyl-aromatic-L-amino acid amidohydrolase (carboxylate-forming) B. The record is from RefSeq and is a predicted model, not a curated record. Gene Ontology annotation, cellular component: cytosol. Gene Ontology annotation, molecular function: aminoacylase activity; hydrolase activity, acting on ester bonds. The transcript has 8 exons. The coding region runs from base 1464 to 2396 and encodes 310 amino acids. Lineage: Eukaryota; Metazoa; Chordata; Actinopteri; Salmoniformes; Salmonidae.